ACGUCAAAUGUCAAUUAAGCCCUCAAAAAGUAAAAACAUUGGCGCGUUUUCAUUUUUUAUUUCCCAAAUUAUAACCUGCUCACGGUCGAUAAAUGAUAAAAAAAUGUGCUAGUGAAAAUGAAAAUGGAGGAUUUAGAACUGAACCCCAAUGUAAUUGUAGUUCGCGCUAAACCAGAAGGUCAAAGGAAAACAUUCAAACCAAAUGUUCGUUCAAUAAAUAAAAUUCCCGACGAUUUGCUGAACGAUCCUCUAAUUAAUAGAGCGUGUGAAGUCUUACCACAAAAUUACAAUUUUGAAAUACACAAAACGAUAUGGAGGAUUCGAUCUUUGGGGUCAAAACGGGUGGCUCUACAACUGCCAGAAGGUUUAACAAUGUUUGCAACUACACUCUGCGAUAUAAUAGAGACGUUCACUGAAGCAGACACGGUUAUAAUGGGCGAUGUUACUUAUGGAGCGUGCUGCAUAGACGACUUCACUGCAAUUGCACUGGGUGUUGAUUUGCUAGUGCAUUAUGGACAUUCUUGCCUCAUACCCAUAGACCAAACCAGCAAUAUUAAGGUGCUGUAUAUAUUUGUCGAUAUCAAAAUUGAUCCCUCACACUUCAUAGAUACAAUCAAACUUAACUUCCCCCAGAAAACACACCUCGCUAUAGUUAGUACAAUACAGUUUGUCACAACUCUACAUUCUGUUGCAAAAGUGCUUAGGAUGGAAGAAUACAUAGUUACAGUUCCACAAUCAAAACCAUUGUCACCAGGCGAAAUACUGGGAUGUACUGCGCCCAAACUGUCGUCUGACUUUAUAAUCUACCUCGGUGACGGAAGAUUUCAUUUAGAAGCUAUAAUGAUAGCAAAUCCAAGUAUACCUGCUUAUAAAUAUGAUCCAUAUGAGAAGAAGUUCACAUCAGAGCAAUAUGAACACAAAGUCAUGCAAAAUAACAGGAACAAUCAAAUUAAAAUGGCAGAGAAUGCCCAAAAGUUUGGUUUAAUUCUUGGUACAUUAGGAAGACAAGGAAGUACAAAAGUUUUAGCCAAUCUCGAAAAGCAAAUACAGAACUCUGAAAAGAAAUACAUAAAAAUAUUGCUAUCAGAAAUCUUUCCCAGCAAAUUAGCACUAUUCAAGUUGGAUGCGUUUGUCCAGGUUGCGUGUCCUAGACUGUCAAUUGACUGGGGCACAGCAUUCCAGAAACCAUUGCUCACGCCAUAUGAGUUGUCAGUGUCUCUUGGGAAUAGUAAAUGGUUGAAAGAUGAUGGGACAUAUCCUAUGGAUUUCUAUUCGAAUGACAGCUUAGGGCCGUGGACACCCAAUUAUAAGCCAGUAUUGUGUUCAGGUACAGACAAAAAGUGUGAAAAUUGUUGUGGCGGCAAGGAAAAAGAGAAAUGACUCACUGGGGCACCCUGUGAGGACACAGCGGCUGCUUCUCUAGCUUGAGCAAACACUCGGGAAUCCAUGAAUUUAGAUGGGAAGGUCUCAGCAAAGUUCUGAAUGGGCACAUUUUUGGUGUCGUUCCUGAAACAAAUAAUAUUUACAAUAUGGUGGACUGGGUCAUCAUUUCUAACACACUUUAUUUUUUUUUACCAAUUUUGACAUAUUAUACAGCUAUGAGGUAUGGCUAUACCUAAAACCAAUAUAGAAAUACUUGAAAGGUUUCAGAGAAAGACUCUAGUUGUGUUAUAUAUUCCAUUCUGCGGCCAAUAAAUAUUACUUAUCAACAUACCUGUGCAAGAGUGCAACAGAAUAACAAUAGUUGAAUAAUUGUGGGUUGAGAUUCACUCGGGCAAACACACAUGUUGACAGGAAAUCUUGUAGUUGGUUUUCAGGUACAGCUGUAAAGAAAAAUUGUUACGACAAUGCUAUAAUUUAUUAUAAACUAGCAAAUCCGGUCAAGCUUUGCUUUGACUUAUGUGCGCUUAUUCCCUACCCCUAGCCCUACCCCUACCCUUCCCUACUCCCACCUUACUCCUACCCUAAAUAAAAAAAUUGUAAAAACCAUCAAUACUUUCAUUUUUAAAUAUGUAUAUAGAUUGUAUUAUUACUUAUUAAGUAGACAAUUUAUAAAUAUUAUAUUUUAUUUAUGA
Molecule: messenger RNA, 2075 nt
Organism: Bicyclus anynana (squinting bush brown)
Lineage: Eukaryota; Metazoa; Arthropoda; Insecta; Lepidoptera; Nymphalidae
Gene: Dph1
Product: 2-(3-amino-3-carboxypropyl)histidine synthase subunit 1
Exons: 2
Coding region: 118-1380 (420 amino acids)
Biological process (GO): protein histidyl modification to diphthamide
Molecular function (GO): 2-(3-amino-3-carboxypropyl)histidine synthase activity
Source: RefSeq, a predicted model, not a curated record